UCUCUCUCUCUCUCUCUCUCUCUCUCUCAUACACAGUUCUCACACCCAGUCUCUCUCUCUUAAACACGACAAUAGUGCGAGGGUAGGGUAAGAGCACAUCAAUCAAACAAAGCCACAAACAACAAAAUCCCUAAAGAAGCCGCCAAAAAGAAAGCCAUGUCAACAUCUGAUCUCUCGGUAAUACUCCCUCGCGUCCUGAUUGUUUCCAGACGAAGCGUUCGCAAGAACAAGUUCGUUGAUUUCGUCGGUGAAUACCAUCUCGAUCUCAUAGUCAGCUACGGAGCCGUACCGGUCAUCGUCCCCCGAGUGAGCGGAGUCCACAUGCUCUUAGACAGCUUCGAGCCCAUCCACGGUGUCCUCCUCUGCGAAGGCGAAGACAUCGAUCCAUCAUUUUACGAGACCGAAACCUCCAGUCUAUCAUCCGAAGAAUUAGAAGACAUACGAAAACUCCACGCAAGCGACACCACCAUCGACAAAGAAAAGGACACAAUCGAACUAAGACUGGCCAAACUGUGCCUAGAAAGAAACAUACCCUACAUGGGCAUCUGCAGGGGGUCACAAGUCCUAAAUGUGGCUUCCGGGGGUACCCUUUACCAGGACAUAGGGAAAGAACUGUCUUCGAAAUUGCCUGAUAACCAGAGUGUGGUUCAUAUGGAUUAUGAGAACUACGACGGGCACAGGCAUCAGGUGAAGGUCGUCGAAAACACCCCCUUGGAGAAAUGGUUCAAGGAGUCUUUGGAAGGUGAGGAAAGGGAGAUUAUGGUAAAUAGUUACCAUCAUCAGGGGGUUAAGAGAUUGGCUCAGAGGUUUGUACCCAUGGCUUUCGGGCCUGAUGGGUUGGUGGAAGGUUUUUAUGACCCGGAUGCUUAUAAUCCGGGUGAAGGGAAGUUCAUCAUGGGGCUCCAAUUUCAUCCGGAGAGAAUGAGAAAGCCCGAUUCGGAUGAGUUUGACUAUCCGGGUUGUCCAUCUGCUUAUCAGGAAUUUGUCAAGGCAGUGAUUGCUUAUCAGAAGAGGCUAAAUAGCUCAACCAGAGUGCCACAAUCUUUGAAGCUUGAUCAAAAAUUGGAGAGGAAGAGAGAAGACAUUGUACGAAGUUUCUCUGUUGCUAGGAAUUUAUAUACUGGUGGUAGUGAAGUGCACCCGUCGAAGGAAUCUGAGCUUAGAGCAGGGGCAGAAUUCCUUGAGUCAAACACAGCAUUGAGCUUGCAACAAGAGAAGAGGCUGAAACAGAUGGGGGCAACAGUGAGGAAUGCAUCUGCCUGCAUGAACAGGCUGAAGGUGAAUGAAGACAGAGCAAAUUUAGCGAGGAAAGUGAUCGAGAAAAUGUCAGUGGAAAACGUAUCUGAUCUCGUGUCCUUUUACCACAUCAUGGGCAAAAUCUGUUCAGAAGUUUUGGAGAGAAAGCUUCACGGGAUUGUGAACGAACUUGGUCCUUAAACUUACCUUUCUGCGUUUGUUGUCCAAUUGAUGUAGUUGAGGAAUCACAUUAAACUUGAAUCCUCUGGCCUUUUCCUUUAAAUUUGUAUCUAUCUACCCAUUACCUGUUUGUUGACUUUUCGUUUUUCGAAGAAAAAACUUGUGAAAGUGAUUUAUUUCCGCGUU
Messenger RNA from Rhododendron vialii, 1602 nucleotides. RefSeq names its product putative glutamine amidotransferase GAT1_2.1. The record is from RefSeq and is a predicted model, not a curated record. The coding region runs from base 157 to 1437 and encodes 426 amino acids. The transcript has 4 exons. Lineage: Eukaryota; Viridiplantae; Streptophyta; Magnoliopsida; Ericales; Ericaceae. Gene Ontology annotation, cellular component: cytosol. Gene Ontology annotation, molecular function: hydrolase activity, acting on carbon-nitrogen (but not peptide) bonds, in linear amides.